AUGAAGAAGUUUUCCUCGUUCAAGAAGAAGAAGAAGAAGGAAGAAGAAGAAGACAAAGAACGUUUGGACGACGAUUCAGAAUCACCGCGCGUGGUUGUUUCCGGGACGGAGGAGGAUUCGUCUUCUUCUUCGGACGAGGACCGUGAGUUCGAGGAGGAGUCAAAAGGAGAAGAAGAACAGUUGAAGAAAAAGAGGAAAAGAGAGAAGAAGAAGUCAAAGAAGAAGAAAGAAAAGAGAAAGAAACUCAAAUCGGAUGCGGAGAAAAUAGCCGAGAUGGAGGAGAAGUACGGUCGAGAUAUGGCGAAAGACGAGAGAGCGUUCGACGAUCGAUCGUACGUGAGGAAUUUUGGCGAGGACGACCGGAAAACAUUUGGCGUUGAAGGAGGAGCGAUGACGUUCUUCUCCGAUACGCGACCGGAUAGCGGGAAUUUGGCGUUUGGAAAGCCAGCGGCGAAUGAAAAGGUGAAGUUUAAGCGGGAAGAGGAUUGGAAUGGAGGUGAAGCGCUUGGACCAAAAGCGACGACGACGACGACGACGACGACGCUGGAAAAGUUGGAGAAGGAAAACGGCAAAGACGGAGAAGAAGGAGGGGGAGGAGAAGAGGAAAUAUUCAUCCCAUUGCUUCGCGAUGACUACGUCGACGUCAAUACUAACUACAACAUCUCGCACGGGAAUAGAAAUACCGAUGAUGAGGAUAAAAGGAGGAUGAUACAAAAGCUCACGCAGACGGUGUUUGGCGCAACGAAAGGCACGAUCGAGGACAUCUAUAAGCUCAACGAUAAAGCUUUGCUAGAGUCCGUAGACGUUCUUCUCAAAAGCACCACCAACGAAAGUGAACAGCUUCGCGAGUUGACCAAAAUACACAACGCGUUGACCCGAAGAGAACCGCGAAACGUGAAGAGAUGGAUUGCGUUUAUCAAUCACCAGGAUAACUUUUUGGCGAGGAGUAAAAAACGUUCCGAACGCGAACGCAUCAAGGAGAAAACGAUUGCCAUUUGCGAGCGGGCUUUAGAGUGGAAUCCGAACGACGCGAGAUUGCACGCGUGCCUGUUGAAGUGUUCGCAAGAGUGCGAAUCGAAAGACCAAACGAAAGAGAGGUGGGUUUUAACGCUGAGAAAGUUACCGACGUCGGUCGUUUUGUGGUACGACUACGUCGAGUUUGUGAAACACGCGACGUCGUUCGCAGAGUUCAAUUGCGAAGAUGUCGUGCAAGCGUACGAAGACGCGUUACGAACGUUGACAAAAGAAUUCCGGAAACUGAGCUCUCAGCGAAAUACAUCGAGCAGUUGCCGUCGCCAAAUUUUGAGCAGGGAUAUCGGGAACAUGUUCUUGGAACUCGUACAAUUUGAAGCGAAAUCGGGAAGGGCGAGGAAAGCGUUCCGAAGAGUUCAAGCGCAUCUUGAAUUUCGCGGGUUUGGAAUGCCGCAAAAGCACAUUGGAGAUAACUCGAGACUUCUUCGCGAGUUUGAGAAGUUUUGGAAAAGCAAGAAACCUCGUUUAUUGGAUAGCGUUAACGACGACGGGGAGAUUAAGAGUUGGUGGAUGGAUGAAAAAAAUGGGUCCACCGCGAACGACGAUUCUUGGGAGAAAACACGUGUUCAGGAAGAAGAAGAAGAAGAGGAAGAAGGAAAAUCCUCGCCACCAGAAUCUUCGAAAGUGAAAGCGCGAGAACCGAGCGUAAAAAAAGAAGUAGAAGUAGAUCUUGGAAAUAAAGAAUCUGAUGGCGACGACUCCUCCGACGAUGAUAUCGACGAGGACGCUUUAGCGGCUGAGUUUGCAGCCGAGUUUGAUUCUGCCGUGAACGCAGCCGUGGACGAAAACACGCUUCGCGAAUGGUCUCGAGCGGAAAGUGCAAAAAUGCGAAGCUAUCGAAAAGACGUUAAUAACGACGACAACGAUGAUGAGGAAGAUUUCGGAUCGAUUACUGCGGGCUUGUGUAAUAUGUUUUGCGAUAGCAAUCUUGCCGACAUAAACACGCAGUUUAUCGAGCAGUGUUUCGCUCUCUUCGGAUUGCACUCUCUCUUUGGCGCGUUGAUUGGUAAUCCAGACGCCGCAAUCGCUCGUCUCUUUCGAAACGAAAACGCUUCUGAAGACGAUCAAAGACGAGAAGAUGGCCUAUUUCCAUUCGUUCCACGAGAAGAGGUACUCCGAAGUGUGCGCGUUUUGGCCACGUCUUCGUCAUUAGCCUGUAUGGCACCUUUCGCGUACGCCGCGGUGAAACUCGAACGAGAAUUGAACGGACCAGAGGUUGCGCUCGCGUGGGUAAAAUCAUUGCUGAGCGGACCAGAGUACCGCAAUAAUUUACACCUUUACACUGAAUGUGCAUAUUUGACUCGAUGUACGAAGAUAAAACAAGGAGAUACGAAGAAGAAGAAGAAGAAAUUCGUCGACCCGGCUCAGAAAAUCGUCGAGACGACGAUUCAAAACGCUUCGCGCAUUCAGGAUGGAGAUACUCGUGAAACUGUUCGCGGCUUAUGUCGACUCGUAAAAGAAAGCGCGCUUUACCUUUUGCGAUACGAUUCACCCAAAAAUACAAACAUUGCGCGAUACAUACUCGCUUUAGCGCGUGCGCAUGUCAUGUCUUCCAAAGGCGGUAGUUUUGAUGAAAGUGUUCCCGCAAAUGCGAGCGCAGAGAACUUGCGCUCGCUCGCGCAAGAGGCUAUUAAAGUUCUCAUGGAAGAAAGUAGUUCCACGCAACUCGAGGAUAGUCUCAAGACAUAUCAUCGCGAAGUGCUGGAAUUCAAAUCCGAUAUGCGCGUGUGUGCGAUUCUUCUGCGCCUUUUUUGUGCGUCAUCUUCGGCGGAGCAAACAAGGAUUGACAUUUUUCGAGAUUUACGCAACCUUUCUAAUUUUGCCUUGGAGAAGACGUGUUCGGAUUUGUUACGCGACGUUAUCCCGUAUUUGUCGGAAUCCGGAGAACUUGCAAUAACAGUGACGGAUGGAUAUAAAGAAAUCGUAAACGCUCUGUUUCAUGACGUGCCGUCAUCGCAAUUGGCAGUGAGUUCUAUGUUCAAAGCGGAGACGUUCGAGUCAAAGUUGAAGCUGAAACUCGCGCUUGGACUCGCUCGAGAACUGUGUUUCUCCCGUGCGCGCGAAGAAUCUAGAAACGACGACGCGACGCAGGAUGGUACCAGUGAUAGUAGCAGAAGCGCGCUCGUAAUAACGACAUUGCUUCCGACGCCUCCUUUCUUGACGCAAAUUUGGCUCGCGCAAGUCAAGGCGUGCGGCGACGACGACAAGGCGAGGCGGAAAAUUUUUGAAAGAGCCAUCCGCUCGCACGAAUCCGUCGAGCGGUGCCCGCUACUGUGGCAGACGUAUUUUAAUUCUGAGGUUCACAACACAGAGUACGCGAGAAGCGUAUUUCUGCGAGGUAUUCGUUCGAUUCCAUACGACAAAAAGUUCUGGCUUGAUGGGAUCGCGUGGAACGAAGGCUUUUCUCCGAGCGAAAGGGCGAAUUGGAUUGAUAUGUUGAAAAAGAAAGGCGUGGUCGCGGAAACGGACUUAUACGAAGCGAAAUUGAUCGCGGCGACAAAACAACAUUAG
This is a messenger RNA of Bathycoccus prasinos, 3543 nucleotides long. RefSeq lists its product with no specific name. The record is from RefSeq and is a predicted model, not a curated record. Gene Ontology annotation, biological process: regulatory ncRNA-mediated post-transcriptional gene silencing; negative regulation of RNA catabolic process. The transcript has a single exon. Gene Ontology annotation, molecular function: protein binding. Gene Ontology annotation, cellular component: catalytic step 2 spliceosome. Bases 1 to 3543 code for a protein of 1180 amino acids. NCBI's taxonomy places the organism in Eukaryota, Viridiplantae, Chlorophyta, Mamiellophyceae, Mamiellales, Bathycoccaceae.